AUGCUUGAGCAGGUUGAGUUGGACCAGUUCCACUCAGGAUCUGCUCUACCCACUCUCUUUCUGGGCUACGUUAUCAAUGAUCACCUCGUUCCUGGUUCACUUCCCGAAGGAUCACUAUGCGGAUUGUGUUGCUAUGUUGGUUGUCCGCCUACACCUGGAAGCAUUGCUCGGAAACUUGCAUUCCAUCCACCGAAAAAAGGCGUUUCGUACACUGUGCAUCUCGCAGAUAAUCCUAGAAAAAUCAUAAAAGGAGCUGAUGAGCUAGAAGGUCAGAAGUUCUUCAUUACGCCGACUCCUCUGGAAAUGACUACAGUAUUCGAUUACGAAAGACUGUUGGACCGAACCAAAGUAAGUUGUUGUGUUGAAAGCAAAUACGAUACGAUUGAUUCCAGAAAUAUCUCGCUAGUCUCACAAGGUUGGCAAAUUGUGGGCAGAACUACGGCCUACGACUUGUCAGGAACCCGCACUUGCUAG
Haemonchus placei is the source of this 474-nucleotide messenger RNA. The record is from the annotation of a GenBank genome assembly. Lineage: Eukaryota; Metazoa; Nematoda; Chromadorea; Rhabditida; Trichostrongylidae.